Messenger RNA from Galeopterus variegatus (Sunda flying lemur), 492 nucleotides. RefSeq lists its product as uncharacterized. The transcript has 5 exons. Bases 1 to 492 code for a protein of 163 amino acids. NCBI's taxonomy places the organism in Eukaryota, Metazoa, Chordata, Mammalia, Dermoptera, Cynocephalidae. The record is from RefSeq and is a predicted model, not a curated record.
AUGGAAGAAGCCGCCAGCCUUUUCCCCGAGCAGGAGCUUUUGGACACUGCAGCCCUUUUGGAAGAUGAAAGAAACAAAUUAGAGGAUCCAGAGUCUGAGGCUGAGGCUCUUUCUCAGGCUGCCCCUGGAUGCUGCCGUUCAGUGAAAGAACAGGCCACCGGUGCCGGCCACACGAAGAGGGAGGCAGCCGCUGGAGACAGAGCACGGCCGUCCCACCUGCGGGAGAGCCUGGGCUUCCUGGAUAAGAUGCGCGAAGACAAAGAGCUUUUCAUCCAGAAGAUGAGAGGGGAGCUGCGCUCUUGCCGCCAGAGGAUGGACCUCAUCCGCAGACAGCAGGAGCACGUGGCGGCCGAGAUCGCAGUGGAGAGAGAGGCCAGCAACACGGCAGCCGUGGGCCGUCUGCAGGCCACAUCCAGACGCCUGAUCAUGGAGCUGGGGAACGAGAAAGACCUGCAGUCGAAAGUCACGGCCAUGCUGAAGGAGAGCGAGUAA